Molecule: messenger RNA, 1989 nt
Organism: Acanthamoeba castellanii str. Neff
Lineage: Eukaryota; Discosea; Longamoebia; Acanthamoebidae
Product: C2 domain containing protein
Exons: 16
Coding region: 1-1989 (662 amino acids)
Biological process (GO): proteasome-mediated ubiquitin-dependent protein catabolic process; regulation of proteolysis
Cellular component (GO): cytoplasm
Molecular function (GO): ubiquitin protein ligase binding
Source: RefSeq, a predicted model, not a curated record
AUGAAGUUGUUGAGGCGGACAUCGCUGCUUGGCAGUGACGGCUCGAGAGAUGUGCACCUGCUGCGAGGAACCGCCGAGGUGGUCCUUGUCGAGGGCCGCAACCUCGCCAUCCGUGACAGCUGCGGCACCAGCGAUCCUUACGUGAUAUUGCGCCUGGGCGACAAGAAGUACUCGUCCACUAUCAAGUACAAGACGCUCAACCCGGUGUGGAAGGAGAAGUUCACUUUCCAGAUCCACGCCGACGAGGCUCUGCACUGCGAUGUGUGGGACAAGGACAAGUUCCUGCGCGACGACCCGCUGGGCAACGUCGUCCUCCACCUUGGGAGUAACCUCGCCCGCACCUUCGUGCUGUUCACAGUUGUGGACGUGUGGGUUCCCCUGGAGAAUGUGGAGUGCGGUGAGCUCCACUUCCAAAUCCUCUAUCGCACCUUUGCGGACGAUCUCCAGAAGAGCUUCCAGGCCAUCGAGAUGCUGCCCCUUCAAAUCGCGAGCCUGGUCGCGACACCGAUCAUGUGGACCGAAGCAGGGAAGUGCAAGCAGGCGCUGGCCGACCACCUGGCUUCGCUGGUGAACAAUGAAGAGUGGGCCGACGUGGAGUUCGUCCUGGACGCUGAUGGCGACAAGCGAAUUUUUGGGCACAGUGCGAUCCUUGCGUCGCGCUGCCCCGUAUUCCAAUCGUCACUGCCCAAGUCCGCCGCACGCAAGAGGUCCGCCAGCCGGCGGGCCAGCAGCGCCGACGUACAGCUAUCGGGCGAGUUCGGCUUCUCCCGCAACGCCUCGCCCAAGCUCGAAACUAUAACUGGAAUGUCAAGCAGCCGACUGAAGGAGAAGAGGCGGGCGAGGGUGCUGAUCAAGGAGCACAAGGCCGACGUGUUCCUGGCGAUGCUCCACUUCCUCUACACGGGCGCCGUGCCGAGCGUGCCUUGCUUCGGCUACACGCUGCGCAAGCAGGAGGAAAAGCCCGAACAGGGCGCGGCCAAGGCAGAGGAGCCGCCCAAGCCGCCCGUCAGGUGGACCUGGUUUGCGGAUCCGGACUGGGCCGACUUCGAGCCGGAGGUUAACGACGAGCUCGAGAAGGCCUACCAGCAAGCGGUGACGGCCAACGACGGCAAUUCGAUCCGGGUGCGAGUCGACAGUGAGCGGUUCGUGGAGGUGCGGGUUGGGUCCUCGCUCUACCAGAAGCGGUACGACGACGAAUCGCGGCAAAGGAGCGUCAAGCGAGAAGAUCCCUCUGUUGGAUCCUCUGAGCAAUCCUCCUCGUCGUCUUCUUCAACACCUACCGACCGGCUAUCGCAAUUCAACGCCCAGCAGCUCAUGGCCAAGCAGGAUCUCGACGUCCGACUCGCCAAGAUUGCAAUCGAGUACUCCCUGUCCGACGCCUUUGUGCUCCAGUGCGAGAACGCGAUCCGUUUUGGAGAGUACAGCCUCACCGAGCUUCCCGUGAAUUUGGUGGACGACCUGAAGAAGGCCAUCGAAACCACCGACUACGCGCAGGUUACGGUGGUGGUAGCAGAUGACGCGGACGAGUCGGUGCAUCACGAGGUGUUGGCCCACCCGUGCUUCCUGGCCUUGUCGCCCUUCUUCCGGGCCAUCCUCCAGAGCGGAAUGAAAGAGGCCCAGGAGAAGCGCAUCGAACUCACCGAGGUCACCCGCGAUUGCUUCCUGCUCGUCCUCGAAUUCCUCCACACCGGCCUAUUCGCGAAGUUCCCAACGGAGUAUGCGCUGGAGAUGCUGCGCAUCAGCGACCAGUACGAUAUUUCGCCGCACCUGCGCCAGAUGAUCGAGCAGUUCAUCGCCACCCACCUGCUGGAGUCCCACAAUGCCAUCGCCAUCUACCACUACGCCGUGCUCAACAACGCCGCCAACCUCGAGGCCACCGCCCUCGCCGCCAUCAAGCGGAACGCGGCGUACCCUGCGUGGACGAAGAGGAACCGCGAGGCCCUGGCCACGCUCAACCCGACCGCGCACCAGACAGUGUUUGGCAGCUGA